Messenger RNA from Penaeus vannamei (Pacific white shrimp), 1982 nucleotides. Its product is annotated as kin of IRRE-like protein 2. Gene Ontology annotation, cellular component: neuron projection membrane. The record is from RefSeq and is a predicted model, not a curated record. Gene Ontology annotation, biological process: synapse organization. Lineage: Eukaryota; Metazoa; Arthropoda; Malacostraca; Decapoda; Penaeidae.
UCGUCUCGCGCGGUCCUGCCUCAGAGGCCGUGGCAUCGCUACCUGCUGCCUGGAUUUCGUAUCGGUCCUUAGUUUCGUUCCGUAGCGGUGGAGAGCAUUGCGCUUGGCGAGAGCAAAUCCCACAGUGUCUUGGAUCAUUGGUAAAUCCUUUGGGUGAAUAUGGGAGAUUGAUAACUGGUACCAUGGUGCAUUUUGUAAGCAUGUGAUCUGAUUUUAUCACGUGAUUAACUUUUGGACAACGACGGAUGAUACGAAUUGAUCCAGUACAUCCGUAGCAUGUGCACCGCAUCAGCAUAAGGGCAUCCGCAGCAUCCAUCCUCACUCCAAGGCGCCCAACCAUUGCAGUUGCUAUUGACACCAGAUGCGGCUGGUCUUCAGGGACCCACGAGACAGAAGCUGCAAUGGCACCUAAACGGAAGUAGAAAGCAUAAGCUGUUACACGAGGCAAAACUGUGGUCAGUGUAUCAAGUGAUGGGCUUCGAAUGACAGUCACUGCUUGAGUGUGAGUGGGAAAAAUAAAGAGAGAGAAAAAAAGUGAAAAUACACUGAAGUGAAGCAGAAGAAAAAUAAGAAGAGGUCAAGUAUGACGCCUACCGGAUCGUUACUGGUAUGCGCACUGUGGAUGGCUAGCCUCUGGUCCUGCUCUACGUCUGACCAGGAGGGAGCCCGAUGGACGAGUAGCAACAAGCUUGGCCCUGGGGAGGUCAGUGCCAAGGUGCCAAGCGAAAGGUUCGUCACGCAGAAUAACAGUGUGGUCACCGGGCAGGUCGGGGCCUCGGUUGUCCUGCACUGCAAAACGUCCAGUGCCACAGGAGGGUUGGUCUCGUGGAUAAGGAAGCGUGACUAUCAGCUGUUAACGGUGGGGCUCCAGACUCAUUCCAGCGACGAAAGGUUUACUAUUAACUACGUGCAUUGGGACUGGCAGCUCCACAUCCGGUUCGUGCAGCCGAGGGACGCUGGUGCCUACGAGUGCCAGGUGUCUUCUCACCCUCCCACGUCUCUCUUCGUUCACCUUGAAGUUGUCGAGGCAGAAUCCGAAAUCCUCGGCGCCCCGGAGAAGCACGUGAAGCUGGGCUCCAUCCUCCGCCUGGUCUGUAUUAUGCAUCACACCACCGAGCCGCUGUCCUACGUGUUCUGGUACAGAGGCACUGAGAUGAUCAACUACGAGUCCGAAGAAGGGACCGGGAGCGUGGUGGUGGAGAGCGACGACCACACCAGCGUGCUCAUGGUGACGCGAGCCAGCCGACACCACUCCGGAAACUACACUUGCGCCCCAUCCAACGCGAAGCCCACCUCUAUCCUUGUCCAUAUCCUUAAUGAAUACCCCGCGGCCAUGCAGCACGGCGUGUCAUCGUGCAUGUCCCCUCCCUCUCUGGCGACCGUGGCACUCGUGGCACUGCUCGCUCAGCUGACAGCAGCCUUGACGCUGACCUUGCACCUGCCGCUGUCGCCUCCGAGGCAGCAGCGAGGCUCCACUCGCAUCCCUCUUCAUAAAACGGACGGCAGGACCGCGGCCGAGCGAUGGGAGGAGUUGAGACCUUCCGACGCCCAGGGAGGGCCACGCGGGCAGGGUGGCACUGGCAACAGCUUACUUGCCACGCCCACGCAACGCAAACUGUCAUAGUGGAUAAAGCAGUGUUGCCAACCUUGAAAUGACUGUCCUUUAUAAGGUGGAAUGUGAAGUAUUUUAUCUCGCUGUGAGCACGGUCAGCAUAUUUUCUCUGCCCUGCGAGAAAUAACAGACUUCCAGUCCAAAACGAAUGGACAUUAUCAUGUUUUUUACUAAGGGUUAACUACAGCAUAUGAUAUUUAACUUUUAAACCCGGGUCCAUGAUGUCAGAAAAAAAACAUAGUGACAACAGAUAUUCAUGACUUAUACGGCAGUUUUCUCUCCGUAAAAAUGUACGUAUGUUUACUUCGAUCCCAGCCUUGAAUACAAACUGAUGGUGUGUAAAAGAACAGGAGAUCCGAAUGAUUAUCAG